UUGUGUCAGUUUUACACGAUUGUAGUGAAAUGGAACACAUCUCAUAUGCUUAGGAACUUUAGAGCAUGACGUCAGUGCUAUUCAAAAACGUACCCAGAACACGACCUGGAAUUCGUGAAAAGAGCGCGUCCAUAGCGCGUCUGUGAAAACAACCCGAAAUCAAAUGCAACAAGGCAAGCGAGGCGAGGGUGCGCGACGUUGGUAAGCCGUGGUAAACUCUGGAGACUCUGUCACUCUGUUAAAUCACUUGUUGACCCAUACAGAAGCAUUAUGGCAACCCAUCGCUACACGUGCGUUGGCUUUUCGGCUAAAAUAGACUGGAAGAGCAUCGAGUUCCUGCUACCCAUGCCCGUCUACCGCAUCUGCAGUAUAUGUGGCGUGGUACCCGACAUGAUAUUCAGCCUCGAGUGCGGCCACGUCUUUUGCACCACGUGCAUGAACGAACUGAUGUUGAACUCGCCCGUCGUCGUCUGCCCUUUCGACAAGGGGAGCUUCGAAGAAGGCCGUGUAAGCCGCGACUCGUCAUCUCAGGCGUACGUCACCGGUUGCAAGUCCUACUGUCUCAACAAAGCGAACGGGUGCAACUACGUCGGCCCCGUUUCAGAUAUGGUCGAGCACUACUACUCGGAGUGCUGCCACCACCUCGUCCACUGCCGCUCGUGCAAGAAUCCCGUCGCCAGAAUGAACGUCUUGGCUCACUUGCGGGGCGGCUGCAAGUCGGACGUGCUGGCCACGAACCAGGCGCGGACGUCGUCCGCAUCCGCUAGCGGUGGCUCCGACGCCGACGGUUCUCUGUCCAUGCUUCUGAGCAAGAUCGAGAACCUGGAGAACGUCCUUCUGACGAGGACAAAUCACCUCGAAGAAAUGCUGCGCGAACGCAUUAGCGUCACUGCGCAGCCGCCGGCGGCUCUCGCUGACGAAGUCGCUGGGACCACAAUUGAUUCACGGCCGGACACCACCACUGCGGUAAACACUACCACACAAGCCGGCGGAGAGCGACGGCAGCCCGACGUCGUGUCGGCAUCUUCGACGUCUCCGUCCGAAGAGAACGCUACGCCUGUAUCCAACCGUGACGCUUCGGUGGCAGACUCCCCGACCCAAUCGAGAGAUCAGUCGCCCUCCGAGCCUCUCACGAACGGCCUCAAUGGCGAGCCCGAGGCUGUGGUUGAGUCAACGACACCUUCAGAUGCUGCCGAAGCGCAGCCCAGCCAGGAACCGAAAGCCUUUUUCACUUACGUCUGGGUGAUCAAACCCUUCCGCAAGUACCGUAACGCGCCCCUGCAGGUCUUCACGAGCGACGUACUCACUGUGGGCGAAAACGGGUACAGGAUGAGGCUCGAAGGCAAGUUCCACGACCUGGGCGACUCGUCUCUUCACCUCGGGCUCUACAUGAGGAUCGUCAGGGGUCCCAACGACGCCUCGCUCGAAUGGCCGUUCAACCGCAAGUGCUCCUUCGUGGUCCUCCACCAUAAGCAGCGCCCCAGAGACGUAAGCUACGACGUUUUUGCCCAAAUGAACGUCGAGGAAAGGCAGAACGCGGCCAACACGGUUCUGAAGCGACCGAAAAAGAAGGAUAACGACAGCAUCGGCCUUGACAGGUGUCUGUCGGUCGCGCAACUGCUGCAGAGCGGGUUUGUCAAGAACAACGAAUUCAGGGUGCGCUUCAUUGUUGAGUGAAGUGCUCGCCGCAUUUCGCGAAGCAAGACCUGUCGGGAUGCGAUAGACUUGCUUCCAGCCUUUGGACUGUUUUCUCGAGAGCGGUGGUGAAAAAACCUUUUUAGCACACGUCCAUCCUUUUUUGUUGUUGCUGCCUCAUCAUCGGUCACAUGUCGAAAGCAUCAUAUUGUUUUAUUUGGCUGCUUGGAAUGGCUGAAUAUGGCGACUAAUGUUGAGUGAAUAGCUAACGGUCUUGCUUGCUGUGUCUUUGCCAUCAAAAGCACUGACACACCAAACCGUUUCACCAAAGCAGAUGAAAUGAUGUGGAAGUUAUGCGGCAGGCAGGCACUGCUAGUUCAGAAGCUUUCUUUUCUCUCUUUUACUGUUUCAUUAUUUGUUUCCUAACUGAUUGCCUGAACUGUGAUCUGCAUGAUAGCCAGACUCGCGAGCAUGUGGUACAAGAAUUGUGAUUAUCUGUAAGCUUACAUCAUUGAAGGUGUACCUUUCAUGAGUCGGUUUAUGUGUUUAUCACCACCACCUCAUGUGCAAUGAGCUUGAUUCGAUAGUUGAAUUUGAUUUGAUGGUUGCAGCUUCUAUUGAAUAGAUGGCUUGCACUGAUGUUGCUGCCACCUCUCUGGCAAAACGUUUGCACGCACUAGUGUUACCUGCUAUUCCUCGGUAGUGCAGAAUAGACUGAGUGCCUCACCCAAAUGGUGGAAGCGACAUUAUGUGCAAGCCUUCUUUUAUACAUGUCAUCCUUUUGGAGGUUGUGAGCACUUAUGGAUUGAUGCACAAGUUGGUUCGACCUUCCAUGGGUUCUUGCUGUGGGUUUUGAAUAAGGUGGAUCACUCUCUGGUUAUGAAAACAUGUGAGCUUAUGUUUGGCCACUGUAUCUUGGUGGUUUGCUUGCUAUAUGUUAAAGUAAGUACCUUUCUCUAGUGGAGUAAUCGGGCCAAAUGAUGUCACCAUCAUGUCUUGCUUUUCGUUAUCCUACCCAUAUGGGAAAUGAAAAACAAUAGAAAGAUUACAUUGAAUGAAUCAACAUAAUUGUGGGCUUGGGCAUUUGUUGCACCAACCCUAGUGAUCAACCUUUGCUGUAUCCUGUGACAGCUAAGGUGGCGUUGGCACAUGACAUCACCAAAAGUCACUGAUGGGCUCUUGGGAGUUUCUGGCGCCAGGCUUGGUGCCUUGUUGUGCAAAUGCCAACUGUUGUUUCAGUGUUUGUUUGUGCUGUCAUCAUCUUUGAUGCUACAAAUUUUAUGCAGCAGUAUUAAGUUUCACCAUGUUUUGGCUCAUGAACAAGGUGUCUUGCUUCUCUGACAGAGAUGGGCGACAUCACUAUACCAGAACUGUGGCCUCCAAGAUUGUGUUGUAUUGUGUGGUGUAGAUAACACCUCUAAUUGCAGAGGCCAUGCCAGACAGUUCCAGUAAUUUUGACAAAACAUUUCUGAAAAACUUGACAUGUGCCACCAUGACAACACCUUCCUGCAGGUUACAUUUUCACGCAUAUUUGCUUUCCAUCAUUUUCAUUCUAGUUUCCAUAUGUUUUCACUGCACAAGGGACCCAAAAGCAGCUCUGUGUAAUUUAAACAUCAGCUACACAUUUUGCACUGAAGAAAAUGUGGGUUGUAUUCCCAAUCAGUCACUUUCAAAGUGUACUAAAAGUGUGAGAUGGGACAGGAACAUUCUCCCAUGUCUUGCACUGUUAGAAUACUGCAAGUUUGUACUAACUAAGCAAAAUCAAUGCAUGACGUUUUUGAAGGUGUCAUUUUGAAUUUGCAUUUAUUGAAAAAACCUGCAGCCAGAAGGAUGCCUGUUUUUUCACUUAGGUGUUGUGUUGCUUGUUACAUCGCACAGAAGUUACAUACCCCUAAGGGAUCUACCGUGGGUACGGCUUGAGCUGUGUUGCUGUCUUACCUUGGUAAGACUUUAUUUUUGCGCAGAAUUUCAAAUAGUGCAGAUGAAUCUCUUUCCUUAUUUCUUCUUCUUCCACUUUUUAAAUAUUUUUUUUUUCAGCUGCAUGGUGCAUCUGGUGCUUCAUUAGUUGUCUGUGUGCCCUGUUUUUAGUUCUUUUGCUUUGAACCAUAAGCACUGUAGUGAUCAAGUAUCACUUACACUUUCUUUUGCAUCUGUCUGUUACAUUGCCCCUGUGAAUUGGCAGUGCCACAACAGGACUGCUUUGUUUGACGAGGCCAAAUAAAAGCACAAGGAAUGCA
Molecule: messenger RNA, 3872 nt
Organism: Dermacentor albipictus
Lineage: Eukaryota; Metazoa; Arthropoda; Arachnida; Ixodida; Ixodidae
Product: TNF receptor-associated factor 2-like
Molecular function (GO): protein binding; metal ion binding
Source: RefSeq, a predicted model, not a curated record